Messenger RNA from Vitis riparia (riverbank grape), 6104 nucleotides. RefSeq lists its product as uncharacterized. Gene Ontology annotation, molecular function: DNA binding. Bases 139 to 5844 code for a protein of 1901 amino acids. Gene Ontology annotation, cellular component: transcription factor TFIIIC complex. Gene Ontology annotation, biological process: 5S class rRNA transcription by RNA polymerase III; transcription initiation at RNA polymerase III promoter. The transcript has 17 exons. NCBI's taxonomy places the organism in Eukaryota, Viridiplantae, Streptophyta, Magnoliopsida, Vitales, Vitaceae. The record is from RefSeq and is a predicted model, not a curated record.
CUCCGUUGCCAAACACGUCCCUUCCUCCACAUCCUCGCUUCAGUUACCUCCAAGGUUCGAACCCUAGACCACCCGUCACUCGUCCCUCCACCACCACUACCACCGCCGGAAAAUCAAAAUUUUAAUCCGUUCACAUGAAUGGACUCCAUAGUGUUCGCAGCUCUCGAAGAGAUCUGCUCCCAAGGCGCGAAUGGCCUCGCUCUCCAGUCUCUGUGGCCGAAUCUCCACGCCGCUCUCUCCUCCGCCGGACUCGACCUCUCGUCCGGCGUCAAGGCAGCAAUUUGGGCUAACCUCUUGAAAACUCCGGGCCUUGAGUUCCAGUCGCGGAAUGUCUCUCAUAAUGCCGAUGAUCCUGCAAUUCAGUGGGUUGAGCAAUGCGAGAAGCUGAAUUUGAAGAUUGUUGCGGCUGAGCAUCUUCGCGACUCGUUCGUUGGCCUCUAUGAUGCGAAGGCAUCCGCCGUCACCGGCAUAUCGGCGGUGCAGCGCCGCGUGCUUGAGCGACUCGCCAUUGCCAGAACAAAUGGAAUAACCCAAAGUCAACUAUGUAAGGAGUUCGGCAUAAAAGCGAACAACAUGUUUUAUGUACUAAGGAACCUUGAAUGCCGAGGGUUGAUUGUGAGGCAAUCAUCUAUUGUGAGGACAAAAGAAGCUUGCAGUAAAGGGGAGUCCAAAAAUAGUUCGAUUGUGAGUACCAAUUUGAUCCACUUAUAUCGGUAUGGCAAGCAUUUGGGCUCUCAACAAAAACUUGAAAUUACCAAAGAAGAUAAACUUUUGGACUGCCUUGGGAAUGGGGAUGAAAGGGGUGCAGCUGGAGAUGGUGGAACAAGAGGAUGUGGAGAAGAGAUGCUCAUAAAAGAUUAUCUACCAGCAAUGAAAGCCAUUUGUGAUAAACUUGAAGAAGCCAAUGGCAAGGUUCUGGUUGUCCGAGAUAUUAAACAGGAUCUUGGUUAUCAAGGUUAUCAUGGGCACAAAUCUUGGAGAAAUAUAUGUAGCAGGUUGAAGGAUGCUGGUCUAGUGGAGGAGUUUGAUGCAGAAGUGAACAAGAAGGUUGUUAGCUGCUUACGGUUGCUGAAGAAGUUUUCUCCUAAGUGUUUUGAGCCAAAAACUCAGGGAUCUGGAUUAGAUGAUCCUGAUGCAGAACAACUGGUCAAAUCUGGAAAAAGAGGUCAAAUUACUGAUCAACUUGUAGAGCUUCCAAUGGAGCAUCAAAUUUAUGAUAUGAUUGAUGCUGAAGGACCAAAGGGUUUGACUGUUAUUGAGGUGUGCCAGAGGCUUGGAAUUAACAGUAAAGCGAACUAUAAUCGGUUUCUGAAUAUGUUCUCUAGGUUUGGAAUGCAUCUGCAGGCAGAAAGCCAUAAAAGAGGCAUGGCAUAUCGAGUCUGGACAGCUGGGAACUUCAAUCCUGCAUCAUCUAAUGCCUUUCCAGAUAAAUCCGAAAACAUCUUCAAUGAAAAUGGAGUUUCUAAUCCACAUGUUGUUGGGUACAUGGAUUUGCAUCAGAAGUCAGCUCAAACCAUUCAAGAACUAGAUCCUUCAGCUUUGAAAACUGAUAGUACAACCCAUGGAAAGACGAAAAAUAGAGAAAUUGAACCUGAGCCUUCUCAGAUUUUCCCUGGGGAUGGUGAGUGUAACCAGAUGCUUUUUUGUCCAAGCAAUCCACAAGAGUUUAACCAUGAGAAAAAAGAUCCAGUCCCUGAUGUGGAAGCUGAUUUAGAGAGUAAAGCAAUUGAAGCAAAUGAUGCUCUGCCAGAAACCUCACCCCUUGCUUUGUCAAAGCCUCAGGGACCCCAGCAAGGUUCAAGGCGUCGACAUCUUGCUUUGACUGCAAUCAGUGCCCAGAAGGAGCAGAGGAUACUUGAAUGGCUACAGAAGGAUAAGUUUCUUUUAAGAGCUGAGAUACAGAAGUGGCUUGAAAGUAUUGGCAAGGAGAAAGACAGAAUGAUGGAUAGAAAGACUGUUGCUCGUACUUUAAACAAGCUUCAGCAAGAAGGCCACUGUAAAUGUAUUCAAGUUAGUGUCCCUAUUGUCACAAACUGUGGUCGUACUUGUACUAAGGAGGUGAUUCUGCACCCAUCUGUUCAAAGUUUACCUCCUGAAAUAUUGGGUCAAAUUCAUGAUAGAAUGAGGUCCUUUGACAAGCAAGUUCGUGGCCAAGCAAUGUCUCGAUUGAAUACCAAUGGAACAGUUCCUGUACUAAAUGAUGUUCAGAGAACUCAAAACAAUGUAGGUUCGGAUGUCCAAGCUAUUAGAUCAGAAGCUAUGCGUGCUAAUGGAUUCAUAUUGGCAAAAAUGGUCCGUGCCAAGCUUCUUCAUAACUUUCUGUGGGCUUACCUCUGUAGCUUACCUGGUUGGGAUGAUGCUUUGUCAUCUGGGAAGAAUGGAUAUGAUCUGAAGCAUCCUCACAGCAGUUGCAAAUUGCUUGCACUAGAUGAUGCUAUUAAGGCCAUGCCUCUUGAGCUGUUCUUACAAGUUGUGGGAUCUGCUCAAAAAUUCGAUGACAUGAUUGAGAAAUGUAAAAGUGGUUUGUGUCUCUCUGAUCUUCCAGUGCAGGAGUACAAGUGUUUGAUGGAUACUCAGGCAACUGGGCGACUGUCAUGGAUUAUUGACAUUUUACGGCGAUUGAAGUUGAUUCGGUUGGUAUCUGGACAUUUAGAAGAUGGAGCUGAAGUACAGCGUGCCACCCUUAAACAUGCAUUGGAGCUUAAGCCUUAUAUCGAGGAACCAUCAUUAGUGACACCAUCUUUAUGUUCGAGUUUUCUUGAUCUCCGACCAAAAAUCAGACAUGAUUUUAUCCUUUCAAGCAGAGAAGCUGUUGAUGUAUACUGGAAAACUUUGGAGUAUUGUUAUGCGGCUGCUGAUCCGGCAGCUGCUUUGCAUUCUUUCCCUGGAUCUGCUGUUCAUGAGGUUUUCCUUAGCCGAUCAUGGUCUUCUUUUCGGGUUAUGACAGCUGAUCAGCGUGCCAGGCUUCUCAAGCGUAUAGUGAUGGAAAAUCCUGACAAAAAACUUUCAUUCAAAGAUUGUGAGAAGAUAGCAAAGGAUCUUAGUCUGACCUUAGAGCAGGUGCUUCGUGUCUACUAUGAUAAACGGCAACAUCGUCUUAAUAGAUUUCAAGGACUUCUAAAUGGAGAAGGGAAUGAUUCUGAACCACUGAAAAGUAAAUCUUCAUCUUCUCGAAAACGAAAGAGACCUUCAGAAGCAAGGUCAUCAAAGCAUAUGAAAUUUAAAAUGGCGGCUGGAGAGUUGGGCAAGCAGAGGCUUGCCAAGUUAUCUGAUACUGUCAACCAAUUCACAGAAGAGUCAGAUCUUGUCAUAACUUCUUCAGGAGAGCAUGAUAUUAAUUUGCCAGCAUAUCAGGGCGACGAUGAUCAGGGAACUGUAGAAGAACUGGGACCAGAAGAAGAACAGGAGGAUUGUUCUUCUGUUAGUCAGUUUGCAUUUACAAGGAUGAAACCAACACGUCAAAGAAGGUUCUUAUGGACAGAAAAAGCAGACAGGCAAUUGGUGAUGCAAUAUGUGAGACACCGUGCAGCUCUUGGGGCGAAAUUUCACCGCAUAGAUUGGUCUUCACUUCCUGAUCUUCCAGGGCCUCCAGGUCCCUGCGGUAAAAGGAUGGCAUCAUUAAACACUAAUAUAAAAUUUAGAAAAGCUGUGAUGAGGCUCUGUAACAUGCUUAGCCAGCGGUAUGCCAAUCAUCUGGAGAAAACACCGAACAAGCUACUAAACCUUGAUGAUUGCAGACAGGUUCGAGGUUCAUUAGCAGGUCUUAACAAGAAUCUCUCUGUUGGUGUUGAACAUGCUGAAGCUUCAAAUUCUGAAGGAGAAAGGUGGGAUGAUUUUGAGGACAAAAAUAUCAAGAUAGCACUUGAUGAGGUUAUCCAAUGCAAGUGGAUGUCUAAAGUGGAGUCCUUGAAACAAGUUCGAACUCUGUCUGAGGAGUGGUCAAAUUUAAAUAUGGAUGCUGAAGGAAAUGAUCCCCACAAAACUAAAUUAGUUUCAACUCCUGGUGAAGAUGUUCAAACCCAUAGGGGAAGACAAUGUGGAACUUCUGGUCGAAGAUCGAGUCGGCGUUGCCUUCCUCGAAAGUUUAUCAAGAUUUUGAAUGAAAGGAUUAGUGUUACUAGGCGAGCACAUGAAUCAUUGGCAGUUUCCAAUGCUGUAGAGCUAUUUAAGCUAGUCUUCCUGAGCACCUCAACAGCACCAGAGGUGCCAAAUUUGCUGGCAGAAACUCUACGGCGUUAUUCAGAGCAUGAUCUUAUUUCAGCCUUUAACUACCUGAGGGAGAAGAAAAUCAUGGUUGGGGGUAAUGGAAGCGAUCCUUUUGUGCUUUCUCAACAGUUCUUGCAGAGUGUUUCUUCAUCUCCAUUUCCAACUGAUACUGGAAGAAGAGCUGCUAAGUUUGCUAGUUGGCUCCAUGAAAGGGAAAAGGAUCUUACGGAAGAGGGGAUUAACCUUUCUCAAGAUUUACAAUGUGGGGACAUUUUCCAUUUGUUUGCUCUAGUUUCUUUAGGAGAACUGUGCCUUUCACCGCGCUUGCCAGAUGAAGGUGUUGGAGAAGCUGAGGACUCAAGAACUUCAAAACGUAAAACUGAUAGCAAUGAAUCUUCCAAUGUUAAUAUGAUUAAAAAGCUGAAAACUUCACUUGUAACAGAAGGUGAGAUUGUUUCACGCCGAGAAAAAGGUUUUCCUGGUAUCAUGGUAUCUGUAAGUCGUGCAACAAUGUCAAGAACCAAUGUUGUAGACUUGUUUAAGGAUGGAAAGAUUUGUACUGGUGCACAUGAUUUUGAGGAGAAUGAUCAAUUGCAUGUUACAACUGACAAAAAAAUUGACAGCAGUUCCUCUCAUUGUGAUGAUAUCAAGGAAAUCCUCAAUUUUGGUAGCAUUGCAACUAUUACAGAAGUUCCCAGUAACUCACCAUGGGAGGCUAUGACGGCCUAUGCCCAACAUUUGAUAUCGAUACCUCCUGAUCAGGGACAAGCGGGUCCCUUGUCUCAAAACCUCUUUAGGACUGUUUAUUCUGCCAUUAAGAAGGCUGGUGACCAAGGUUUGAGCAUGGAAGAAAUUUCUGAAGUCAUGAAAAACAUGCAGGGACAAGAGGUUCCUGAACUCAUUGUUGAAGUUCUUCUAGCAUUUGGACGAGUUGUAAAGGUUAAUGCUUAUGAAUCUAUCCAUGUUGUUGAUGCAUUUUAUCGUUCCAAGUAUUUCUUGACCUCACCAGCUGGUUUUUCUGAGGAUCAACUGUCUCCAUCAAAAAAACCCCUAAGGUCAAGUGGUCUCCAGCCAGAGUGUCGAGUACUUGAUGAUGAUAAUGCACACACAGAGAGAAGCAUUGAGAUGGAUGAUGUGCACAAAGUCACCAUUCUGAAUAUUCCUGAAGAGCUUUCUCAAUCCUCAAGUGAAAUUCAACUGAGCAACAAGCUUGGAAGCUGUAUGGAGGACAAAGAUGUCUCUGUAGGAGGGGAUAAUGAGGAUCAAACAUUAGAAUAUUCCUCUGCUGAUUCCCAUUCAUGUAGUCCUAUGUUGCCUUGGAUAAAUGGUGAUGGGUCAAUCAAUAGGAUUGUUUACAAGGGACUCACACGCCGUGUUCUUGGUACUGUGAUGCAAAAUCCUGGGAUGUUGGAGGACGAUAUCAUUCGCCAGAUGGACAUAGUGAAUCCUCAGAGCUGUAGAAAACUGCUGGAGUUGUUGAUUCUGGAUAACCACCUGACUGUGCGGAAGAUGCAUCAAACUACAUCCUGCUCACCCCCCACCUUUCUGGGCGGCCUCCUUGGGAGCAGCUUCACAAAGCCAAAGUCGAUUUUCCGGGAACAUUAUUUUGCUAAUCCCCUGAGCGCUUCCUCACUGUAGUGAGGUUUGUGUCUUUCUUGUUAUAUCAUAUCAUCAGGGCUAUAGUCUGAGCAGCUGCAGCUUCGUAUUUUAGAGCUUAGUCUCCAACUCCCAACCUUCCAACACAGGUUUUUGUUAGAAAUAUAAUUCAGCAGUAUGCUACUGUAGAAAGCGAGUGUUUAUUGUUUCUGGGAUUUUUCGUCCGGGUCUGUGUAAAAGGCAGCUGGGAUUUAAUUUUCGAAAUCAAGCUAUUCGAGUAUAUAUAUAUAUAUAUAUAUAUA